GGGAUAAUUGUGGUGUGUGGAUAAUAGUGGUAAGCACCAGUUAAGACUGGUAUACGCUUGCGAAACCAGAAUUAAGUGGGGCGUGGCACGAGUACAUUACCUCAUCUCAUAUUAACUUCCAUAUAUCAACUUUAAAUAGUUGGAGGUACAUCGCCUUCAUGCCAUUCCUUGUUUGUCGAAGAUGAAAUUUAUAUAACCAAAUUACCACGAGAAAGUUUUUGAGUUACGAAUGAGACCCCCCGAUCUCUCAAGAGGUAUGAAUCUGAGAAAAAUGAAAUAUUGCACAAGUCUAGUCACCACCCGACGUCUUUCACCAUCACCAUGAGUUCGGACCUACCAGUACAAAUCCGCGCCAGCUUACAGAACCAAGGGCUGCCAACUCCAUCUUUGACUUGGAUCCAGAGCGCUAUGCCAAACCGAAACCCGCUGCCUCCUUUGCCCGCUUUGAUAGCUACCGUGAAAACGCGUUUGCUAGCAGCCGACCUAACGAGUCCGGGCCUCUGGGAGUCGCCGUCGCCAGCGUUUCCAUCCAACUUGGGUAAUCCGGAGGUCAAGGAAAUCAAACUUCCCCGAGACGUCCCCGUGCAGGUCUUGGAUAUCGACAACCUGUCCAAGAGCAAGUGGGACCAAGUAGAGGAGCUCGAGGCCAUCGCGCGUGGCGAGCAAACGAGAGGCCGGGAAAUCAUCCGCCUACCCACCGGCAACGAGGAAGACGAAGAGGACGGCGCGGCCAGCCAGAAUGCGUCGACGGCCACGGGUAGGAACGCGGCUGUUAACGGUAACGUGGCAAAUGCCGCGGCCGCGGCGAGGAACGCGACGCACAGGCUCGUGAUUCAGGACUGCAAGGGCCAGAAGGUGCACGGGCUGGAACUGAAGCGUAUCGAUCGCAUCGGCAUCAACUCGCUUAAUAUCGGCGAGAAGAUGAUUCUGAGACGAGGCACGACCGUCGCGCGCGGUAUCGUCCUUCUGGAGCCGGCGACCUGCGUCGUAUUAGGCGGGAAGAUCGAGGCGUGGCAUAGAGCCUGGGUAGACGGGCGGUUGGCGAGGUUAAAGGAGGCGGUGGGGGCUGAUGUUCGUGGUUAGGUGGCUUUUAAGGACUGUUAACUAUAAGAAAAAGGAGAAGUUGAUGAGGGUAGAGUAUAGAGGUCAUACUUGGUUUGGUCAACUUGGUCCAUAGUGUAACUAUAUAGAUUUACCUAUUUGUAAUUGGUCAAGUUGAAGAAUAACGUUGUGAUAUUACGAGUUUUGAACCCAUAUGGCGCAUAAGAACGGCUCUAUAGUAUUUUAGGUAGUCAUAUCAUAGACUAUUAAUUCUCUA
This is a messenger RNA of Daldinia vernicosa, 1318 nucleotides long. RefSeq lists its product as uncharacterized. Bases 322 to 1083 code for a protein of 253 amino acids. NCBI's taxonomy places the organism in Eukaryota, Fungi, Ascomycota, Sordariomycetes, Xylariales, Hypoxylaceae. The transcript has a single exon. The record is from RefSeq and is a predicted model, not a curated record.